GCACCGCGCAAGGGCUGGGCCAUGAGCCGCGACGCGCCCCCGAGCUGCCGCACACCCGGCGCCGCGCGGCGCGCUCCACGCGCUCGGCGUGGCACUCGCAUGCCAAGCGACACUUUUUCAAGUCGCACAUCGGGUGUAUGACGAGAACAGGUCGUCGUGGUCGACGUCGUCAUCGUCGUCGUCAUCGCACGAAGACGACGAUCACGACGACGACGACGACGACAAGCUACUUUGUACAAGCCGAGGGCACCGCGCGCUCCUCCGAUCACCACAGGAUACCUCUGCUGGCCCAGCGCGGCCCCGCCCCCGCCUCAGGGGACGAGCAGGCUGCAUAAACAUAAUUAGUCUACGUGAGUUUAUGCACUUGUUCCUUCUUCGACGCCGCCCCCCGCUCCAGAUAUGAGCGCACGCACGGGCCAGACCAGCUGACUCUUGCCUUAUGCAGAGAGCCGCGUGCCCGGGCACGCGCCGAUGGCCCUGACUCACUGGCAUCCGAGGCUAUCAGACCAGGCGACUGGCACCCGAAGCCAUCAGAUGGUGGGGCCCGCUCGAGCGCCGAGCGAGCUCAGCGGAGCGACAUCGGCUGGUCGAACUCGACGCCCUUGACGAGGGGGCUGCCGCUGGCCUCGAUCCGCUCGUACGCCUCGCAGCACCUCGCCCUGUCGCUGCCGAAGGGCAGCGUCAUCAUGCCGAGGCUGCCCAUGACCUGCACGUCCGCCUCGGCGCCCUGCGCGGCCGCCAGCUGCCUCAUCUGCUCCUCCGUGACGUUUCCCCGAUCCUCCAUGACCACGAUCACGGAGCAGGCGUCCAUCUGCGGCAUGCCCUCGCAGCCGGCGCCUGCGGGCUGCUGGCCAGCCUGCAGCGCCAGGAUCUCAGGGCACGUUCCACGCCCAGCCGCUGCCCGCUGGCGUGCCCCCCGCGCCGGCCGCCGGCCGCUGGCCGCCGGCGGGCAGCUCGGGGCCCGCCCCGCGCUUGACCCUGUCCAGCAGCAGCGCCCGCGGCGGAGGAGCGCCGCCCGCCGGAGGUCCGGCCCUGCGGCGCAGGAGCUGGUGCUGGACGGCCGCGUCCUGUGGCGUGUGGCGGCCUACCAGGCCUCAGACGAGCCCCGAGGUCCUGUCGGCGGCGAGCAUGGGGGGGGAGGCGAGAGGGAAGAGGCCUUCGCAGAGGGCUCGGAAGUUCCCCGGCCUGCUGAGAGGUUUCCUGAGCCUUCCCCGAAGACGCAACAAAAACUUCUCAGAAGGCGCGAGGGCUUCUGAGAAGUCCCGCCGCCUUUUGAGAAGACCUUCUCCUUCUC
Prorocentrum cordatum is the source of this 1294-nucleotide messenger RNA. NCBI's taxonomy places the organism in Eukaryota, Dinophyceae, Prorocentrales, Prorocentraceae. The record is from the annotation of a GenBank genome assembly.